AAAAUUGUUCCAAAUUAAUAAAGAUGUUGUGUUUAGCAAGAAUUUUAAAACGUAACCAUGGGUGUGGGUACUAAUUAGGCACUCAGUUCAAUCUCUGUGCCAAGAAAUCAAAAAAUGUUUCUAAAAUGUUUUGGUGAGUCAAGUUCAUCGGGGAGACAAUAUCCAACAGUAAUAGAAGAGUUGUGCCGUCAUUUUUCUCUUGCUGAUAUUCAGAAAUCAACCAACAAUUUUGAUGAUAACAGAGUAAUUAGAGAUGGAGCAUGUGGUAAGGUAUUCAAAGGUUGUCUCCGACAUAACGAUGGUUCUUAUUACGCAGUCGCAGUGAAGCGAUUUCACGUGCAAGGCAGUGAAGGGUUUAAAAGAGAAGUAGAAUUACUGUGUCAGCUUCAUCACCCUAAUUGUGUGUCUAUUGUAGGAUUUUGCAAGCACAAAACAGAGAGUAUUGUUGUGUACGAGUACAUGUCCAAUGGAUCUCUGGAUCAACACCUGGGAAGUGAUGUUAGAGAAGCACUGCCAUGGAAAAAAAGGUUAGAGAUUUGCGUAGGAGCAGCGCGUGGACUACACCACCUUCAUGCAGGACUCAAGCGCACCAUCAUUCACCAUGACAUCAAACCUAGUAAAAUUCUUUUGGACGACAACAUGCACCCAAAACUCUCAGGUUUCAGCUUCAGCAUAUUGGGAGCACAUUUCAAGGAAAAGCCAAAACCAAUAAAAACGGAUUUUGCAGGUACUUACGGCUACUUACCUAUUGAGUCCUUUACGUCCGAUACUAUCACAGAUAAAUGGGAUGUUUACGCAUUUGGUAUGACUCUACUGGAAGUUGUGGGGGUAAGAAGAAUUUUUGAACGGGUUUAUUUUGGAAUAGAAAAAGAACUACUGGAGAAGUGUGUUGAGGAGAAUAUUGAUCCGAAAAUCAAAGGAGAGAUAGCAGCAGAGUGUUGGCAAGUGUUUAUAGAUAUAGCCUUAAGAUGCAUAAAAAAUGAAGCUGAUGAACGACCAGCAAUGGGUGAAGUGGAGGUGGAACUUGAGCUUGCUCUAUUGUUGCAGCAACAAGCAGAUGCCACAAAUAUCGAUAGUGAUUAUACCUUAUUGUCCAAAACCGUGAUUAUACCAACAUCAGGUGGGGGAUUUGACUAUGUCAUUGGCCAAUUUAAAGAACAGGAAACCGAAUACAGUGACUCGGAAGACAUGUUCAAUAGGUAAUUUAGUGAAGUAGUCAAGUUUGGCGAAGAUAUAUCUCUUGGUUUUGUAGCUUUCCUUGUUCUUAGUAUUUUGAUGAAUGUGAUUGUAUAUGAAGUUGUCACUGUAAUCAUCUUCGGCUAGUACAGAUUUGAAGGCCGCGAAAGUUGGAGCGUAGUGUUGGCAAGUCUUUAUAGAUAUAUAUAUUAGAUUAAGAUGCAGGAAGAAUGAACCAGCAAUGGAAGAAGUAGUGGUGGAAGUUGAGCAUGCUCUGCAUCACAAAAACCAGCUACAUCUUACGACCACAAUUGUACACGAAUAUCACAGUUCCCCAAUAAGAAGGCAAGCAGGGUUUGCAAGAAGAAUGGUGAGGAUUUCCCAAAUCUGUUGUAUCUGAUCGAGACCAAGCCUUCACAGGCAAAUUUUUGCAACAAAUUUUCAAACUGAGUAGCACUUGAGGAUAUCCCACGCAAGUAUUCAGCCGAGGAAGCAGCCGUAAGAAGUGACUAUUCGGCAAGAGAGCGGCAUCAACACAUGCACUUGCUAGGCCGAAAGAGAGGAUUAAAACACAAGGAACGAUUAGUGAUACAUAAAUAGUGGUAAGCAUCAUUAAGAUAUUAUUGGGCCAUGCUGCUAAUAUGUAGCGAUGAGAAAAAAUCCAAUUUUGUUAUCUGAUUUACUUUUGCUACACCCAUUUUAUUAAAAAUUCAAUCCAUUCAAAAUCUAGGAUAAAAUACAUUUUUGGUUUCAAUUUUCGUCAAAUUUUUU
Molecule: messenger RNA, 1947 nt
Organism: Vigna unguiculata (cowpea)
Lineage: Eukaryota; Viridiplantae; Streptophyta; Magnoliopsida; Fabales; Fabaceae
Product: receptor-like protein kinase FERONIA
Biological process (GO): protein autophosphorylation
Cellular component (GO): plasmodesma; plasma membrane
Molecular function (GO): transmembrane receptor protein tyrosine kinase activity; ATP binding
Source: RefSeq, a predicted model, not a curated record